UCUCCGGACGAAGUAUCUCUCGGCCUGGCUGCCGUGCUGCUUCUUCGUCUUUUCCCCGGGCGCAGAGGGGGGAGCGGUACUUUCGUCUCACCCGAGUUGUACAUGCCCGUCUACUUACAGGUUCUUGAUCCUGGGCAUAAUCUUGUUGGACUUUGAACUUGAGCUGGCAGGUUGGCUGCAAAGGCUCUAACCAAGUGGGUGAGGGAGUGGACAUGCCACCACAUCCUUUCUCUCUCUCUCCCUCUUUCUCUCUGGUCCCCUUCUUUGGGGUGGCCACACACACGCGCACACGGGGCACCGCGGCGGCCCAAACGCAUCAAGUACGCAGUGGUAACUCUACGUACCUCGCCCUCAACGCGGACGGCUGUCGGCCAAGGCAGUCGGAGGCGUGGGAAAGGUGGUGAAGGUGGUGAAAGUGGUACGGGAACUGGGCGAGAGAGCGGCCGCUUUGCCGUCGCCGUCGCCCGCAAGAGGCGGGAGGCGGGAGUUGCAGAGCUUCUGGGAAGGGAGAAGGCAAGCCAGAGCCGGACCAAGAGGGGGAGAAGAAACGAUUUAUAACCAGCUCUCCCUCCCUCCCUUCUUUGCUCCCACCGAUUCCGCCAUCGAUACCUUGUUCUGUCGACAUUGACGAUUCCUCCCAUCCUACACUUUUGUUGUUUAGCCGCCGCGACAAGAGCUUCUGACAACGGUCCGCUCCCGCAGCACCAAAUUGAGUCUUGUUCCCCAAGAAGCUCUGCAACUCGUUCCACCCCUCCUCCUCCCCGCCCGCCUUACCCGUGCGAGCGCCCAUUUGAAUUACCCAUAGCUACCGAAUUUCCCCAUCUUGGAAUCUGAGGUGCUUCAUUAUGGCUAUCACGCCUUCGAAGCCAAUCUUCUGCGCGACCCACCCGAGGGCCUGCUCUACAGCCUUUGAGAGGGUUUUCAUGACCCGCCGGGACAAGCUGGCAUGCGUCCAUGAGCCCUUUGGCGAUGCAUUCUACUAUGGCCCCGAGCGAGUCGGCGAACGCUUCGAGGACGACGCCGAGGGACGCGAGAAGUCGGGCUUCGCCAAGACAACCUACGCCGAUGUCCUGAAGCAGAUCGAGGAGGCUGGCAAAGAUAAGCGUGUCUUCAUCAAAGACAUCGCGCAUUACCUCCUGCCCCCCAACCAGCAAAAGGCCUCCAUCGCCCCCUCGGCCGGCACCACCGCCGAGCCCGGCAAUCCCACGGUCCUGCCCCUCGACAUCCUCCGCAAGUUCCAGUGGACGUUCCUCAUCCGCCACCCGCGCCGCUCCAUCCCCUCGUACUAUCGUUGCACCAUCCCGCCCCUGGACGAGGUCACGGGUUUCAGCAACUUCUCCGCCAGCGAGGCCGGCUACGACGAGCUGCGCCGCCUCUUCGACUUCCUCAUCCGCGAGCGCGUCGUCGACGAGAAGGACCUCAUGGUCGUCGACGCCGACGACCUGCUCGACGACCCGGAGGGCGUCAUCCGCGCCUACUGCGCCCACGUCGGCCUCGACUUCACCGACGCCAUGCUCAACUGGAGCGACGAGGACACCAAGCUCGCCCAGGAAAAGUUUGCCAAGUGGAACGGCUUCCACAACGACGCCCUGUGCAGCACGUCGCUGAAGCCGCGUGACAAGGCCCAUAAAAAGGUCAUCACCCGCGAGUCCGAAGAGGCCGAGUGGUUGAGCAAGUACGGCGAGAAGGGUCUCAAGGAGAUCCGCGAGUGCGUCGACGCCAACGUCAAGGACUACGAGUACCUCAAGAAGUUCGCCAUCAGAGUCUAAAAGAUCAAUGGCACCCGGGGGUUUGUAUAAAACACACACUCUUCACGAAGUUGAUGACCAAGAACGCGCACCUAUUAUUAUCAUUGGGAUUUGAUAAACUGGGAAAGGGGGUGGUAUUUCUUUUUUUUUUCUUCGUCUUCGUUGUCUUUAGUCUCGGUACAUCAUACACAGUACGGUACAGGGAACCGGGUUCCUCCCCCAGGAGAGAGGGUGUUUGAUCGGGUCUAUAUCAUCGGUUCAUGUAACCGUGUUGGUACAAUAGUCUACAUGGCCAAAUGCCAACCAGCCACUCUUCAAACAGGCUGCGUA
Molecule: messenger RNA, 2078 nt
Organism: Colletotrichum destructivum
Lineage: Eukaryota; Fungi; Ascomycota; Sordariomycetes; Glomerellales; Glomerellaceae
Product: Putative P-loop containing nucleoside triphosphate hydrolase
Exons: 4
Coding region: 846-1769 (307 amino acids)
Source: RefSeq, a predicted model, not a curated record